Molecule: messenger RNA, 2036 nt
Organism: Hipposideros armiger (great roundleaf bat)
Lineage: Eukaryota; Metazoa; Chordata; Mammalia; Chiroptera; Hipposideridae
Gene: MOB3C
Product: MOB kinase activator 3C
Exons: 4
Coding region: 285-935 (216 amino acids)
Source: RefSeq, a predicted model, not a curated record
AUUCCCCGCCCCCUCCCCGCCCUCUGGCCGCAGCGUGGCGGAGCCCCGGAGGGCGGGGGCGGAGCUGGCGUCGCUCUGGGGGCGGGAGGGCCACCGCGGCCCGGCAGGGCAGGCAGGCGGGCAGGCGAGAGAACCCUCAGAGCAGGACGACCGGCAAAAGCAGGCGACCCAGCGCCCUGGAGAUGUGACCCGUGACCAAACGAGGACUUCGUUCACCCACCGAGGCAGACCCCAGCAUCCUCAGGUCUUGCCCCUGGACACCUGGCCCUCAGCCCAGCCUGGCCAUGGCGUUGUGCCUGAAGCAGGUGUUUGCUAAAGACAAGACAUUCCGGCCCCGGAAGCGCUUCGAGCCGGGCACACAGCGCUUUGAGCUGUAUAAGAAGGCACAGGCAUCACUCAAGUCGGGCCUGGACCUUCGCAGUGUAGUGAGGCUGCCACCAGGUGAGAACAUCGACGACUGGAUCGCCGUGCAUGUGGUGGACUUCUUCAACCGCAUCAACCUCAUCUACGGCACCAUGGCCGAGCGCUGCAACGAGACCAGCUGCCCCGUGAUGGCUGGAGGGCCACGCUACGAGUACCGCUGGCAGGACGAGCGUCAGUACCGGCGGCCAGCCAAGCUGUCGGCACCACGCUACAUGGCCUUGCUCAUGGACUGGAUUGAGAGCCUCAUCAACGAUGAGGAUGUCUUUCCCACUCGUGUUGGAGUCCCCUUUCCCAAGAACUUCCAGCAGGUCUGCACCAAGAUCCUGACCCGCCUCUUCCGCGUCUUUGUCCAUGUCUACAUCCACCACUUCGACAGCAUCCUCAGCAUGGGGGCCGAGGCACAUGUCAACACCUGCUACAAGCACUUCUACUACUUCAUCCGAGAGUUCAGCCUGGUGGACCAGCGGGAGCUGGAGCCACUGAGGGAGAUGACAGAGCGGAUCUGUCACUGAACCCAGGCCUGGACAUUGUUGCCCAUCAGAUGGACCACCUGAACUAAACACAGAGUGGCUGGGGGAGGGGACACUUAGGAGUCUAAUGGCAGAGGAACCUGAAGGCCCUGGGACACCUCCACAUACCCAAAGCCCCUCGACUUCUGGUCCUCAAGAGCCUGCCCACGUAUCCCCUGACUGCUUGUGAAUGGAGAAGGAGAGAAUUUAAAGGUGGGCAAAUAGAUGGAAAGGAAGAGCUAACCCUCCGACAUGAAGUCUGGGGUAGGGUAGGCUAGAGGGUUUCUGCUCUAAUAUGUGACCCUUCCAUGGUGGUUCCCAAGCUUACAUGGGGAAUUGUGGAUAUGGCGGAGGUGAUGGCAAGAAAGGUACAAGAGAGUGAGCAGCCUGUGUGAGAGUACAAAUGACUGUGUGUGUGUGUGUGUGUGUGUGUGUGUGUGUGUGUGUGUGUGUGAUUUCAUUGUGGAGUGUGUCUGUGAGAGCUAGCUGCCUUAGACCCUCCCUGGCACAUUGUAGACCCUCAUAAAUGUUAGGUAAAUGGAUGGAUGGAUGGAUGGAUGGAUGGAUGGAUGGAUGGAUGGAUGGAACAUUGAGGACCACAUGGCUAGUGAAUGGACUCUUCCAGGCUUGGAGAGCCCCCAUCUUGCAAGUACCUGCCUCUUUCCAAACCAUUCCUGAGACAUUCCAGCUGUUUAGCUCUCAGAGCAUAGCUAUCCACAGAGAAACUGGGAUGUUCAUUCAGCAAUCCGUUACUCAGCACCCCCAUGCCCAGCCCUGUGCCCGGAUCCACAAGUGGGGGAACUGAGGCAGGGAUAGGGCCCUCCCCUCCCAGAGCCGCCACACUUGGGAGGCCAGAAUGGAGAGCCAGAAAGGACCUGAGGAUCAUCCAGAGUCACUCACAGAAUCCUCCAUGUACAUAGGAGGAAACUGAAGCCAGGAGGAGAGGAGGGAGAAGCUGUCCUCACAGCAAGGCUAAGUGGAGCUGGAGUAGAAACCAGGGGACCUGAUCCCACCCAGGGCCUAUGGAUUGCUACAUAGGGAAAUGAGAAGCACGUGGAAAGAGGGUUUGACAGCCCCUCUCCAGAACACAACUGUUCCUGCUUU